CAUUUGUAACCCAAUUUUGUAACAUCGAUCCAAUGGCGGAUGCUGUGGUAAAUUUUCUCGUAGAGAAUUUAUUGCAACUGUUAAGCGAAAAUAUAGAUCUGAUAAAAGGCGUAGACGACGAAUUCAAAAAUUUAUUGGAAGAAGUGCAACGCCUAAAAGCAUUCCUUGACGAUGCUGCUAAAUUCCACAGCGAGAGCAGUUUAUGGGAUCAAUUGGUGAAAGAAAUUCAAAAAAUGGUACAUAAAUCUGAGGAUGUAAUUGAUAAAUUUCUGGUUCAAGCGAAGCUGCAUCGAGAUAAGAAUAAAGUUGGAAGAUUCUUCGAUCUCGGUCAUAUGGCAGUAGUUAGGGCUCUUGCAGCUGAAAUUAAAGACAUCCAUGAGAAGGUGAAGAAACUUCGCGAAGAUAACAAAGACUCAUUCAAGCCUAAACCAAUUCUUGACGUCCCCAAAAAAGGGCACGAAGUAACCCAGGGUCCUUCUUUGGAUGAUGAUGAAGUAGUUGGGUUUGAUGUGGAAGCUGAGAAAGUGAUCAAGCUACUUGUUGAAGGACCGGCAGAAAGUCUGAAUAUUAUUCCAGUGGUGGGUAUGCCCGGACUUGGAAAAACUACACUGGCAAGGAAAAUCUACAAUGAUUCUACACUUUCAUUUGAAUUUUUCAGCAUCCUUUGGGUUUAUGUCGGUCGGGAAUACAAAAUAAAGGAUAUUUAUCUUAGGAUUCUUAAACAUUUCAAAAACAGCAUAGACGAGUAUCUCAAUGAGGAUGAGGACAGACUAGCUAAGGUAAUAAGUGGUUUUAUGAGUAAAGGAGGAAGAUGUCUCAUUGUUUUAGAUGAUGUGUGGGAAGCAAAUGUCAUUGAUCACAUAAAGAAAGUUUUCCCAGAAAACAAAAAGGGGCAUCGAAUCAUGAUGACCACACGUGACAGAUUACUAGCUGCUUAUGCCAAUCCAGAACCUCAUAAUCUGAAAUUCUUGACUACAGAAGAAAGUUUUGAGUUGUUGGUAAAGAGAGUUUUUGGCAAGGGAAGUUGCCCUGAUGAAUUAAAAGAAGUUGGAAAAAGAAUUGCAGGAAACUGUAGUGGAGUACCACUUGUUGUAGUGGUAACUGCAGGAGCAUUAGCAGGUCGUUCAAAUACAACUGAAUGGAAAGUAGUUGAGAGAAAUGUGAUACAAUAUGCUUUUAACGUGAAUAAAGAUUGUGGCGUAUUUGUAGAGAUGAGUUACGAUCGUUUGUCUCAAGAAUUGCAGACGUGCCUUUUAUAUUCUGGUAUCUUUCCUCGGGGCUUUGAUAUCCCUGCUUGGAAAUUGAUUCGCCUGUGGAUUGCAGAAGGGCUAAUAAAGCCCCAGCAGUCAUCCACUCUUGAGGAGAUAGCAGAGCUUCAUUUGAAUGAUCUUGUUCAUAGGAAUUUAGUGAUACUGUUGCAAAAGAGGUCUGAUGGUCAAAUAAAGACAUGUCGUCUUCAUGACAUGUUACAUGAGUUUUGCAGAACAAAGGCUGCUGACAAAUGGCUUUUUCAAGAAAUAUGUACAACAGUUGAUAAUGCUGUUCCUUCUAUACAGGAUCCAGAUACUUGCCGUCGAUUGUGUAUUCAACCAUCUACUCUGAAUGACUUUCUCUCCACAAAACCUUCUGCAGAACAUGUCAGAUCUUUCUAUUGUUUUUCCUCGAAACAAAAACAAACUGACUUGUCUCCUAAUGACAUCAAACUCAUUCACAAAGCAUUUCCACUUAUGAGAGUCUUGGAUGUUGAAUCUCUCAAAUUUCUUUUCUCCAAAGACUUUAACAAUUUAUUUCAUUUGAGGUAUAUUGCUAUCUCAGGUGACUUUAAGGCCCUCCCUCCGACCUUUGGUAAAUUCUGGAAUUUACAAACUCUUAUACUUAAUACAAGUACCUCAGAGCCCACUCUUGACGUAAAAGCAGACAUAUGGAACAUGUUACAGUUGAGGCAUCUGCACACCAGCAUACCUGCAAAAUUGCCAUCCCCGACUGUCACAACAGGUAAACCUUCUUGUCUACAAACUCUUUCUAUGGUUGCACCAGAAAGUUGCAAGAAAGAUGUGCUGGCAAAGGUGUGUCAUCUAAAAAAAUUGAGCAUUCGAGGGCAAAUGGCGCCUUUUCUUGAAUCCAGGGGUGGAAUCAGCAAUCUUGAAGAGCUAAAGUGCCUGGAACAUUUGAAACUGUUGAAUGAUGUUCUUUACAUGAAUAAAACAGUUCAACUUCCUUCAGCAUUCUUCAGACUUGUACGUACAGUAAAGAAGUUAACUUUGGCAAACACAAGGUUUGCAUGGAGUGAGGCAGAAAAAUUAGCACAAUUGGAAUCCCUUGAGGUUCUAAAGUUGAAAGAAAAUGCAUUCAUGGGUGGUACUUGGAAGCCGGAGGUAGGAGGUUUUAGUAAACUCCGAGUAUUGUGGAUCGAGAGGGCAGAAUUAGAAACUUGGGAGGCGUCGAAUCUUAACUACCCCAUCCUUAGGAACCUUGUUCUUGUUUCUUGUGAUAAGCUCGACGCUGUACCAGUUGAGCUGGCUGAUAUACCUAAUCUUCGCGAGAUGAAGUUGGAGAACACAAUCAAAGCAGUCAAAUCUGCAAAAGAUAUACUGGAACUUAAGAAAUCUCAAAAAAUAAUAUUCAAGCUCAGCAUAUUCCCUCCUGAAUCUGAAUCCAAGGCCACACAGUAAAGUUGAAAGUAGAGCAUCGGGAUUUCGAUCUGGAGUCAUGUGUAUGAUGUUGCGGCAUUUCAUGUUUUCUGUGGUCCAGUCACCUGAUAAAAUUGUUCCAAUAAAGAAAACAUGUUUGCCUUUUGUGAUUUGUAAUAUGUUAAAUAAAUGGAGUAUGUACUCCCUGGAGUUGUUGUUUUUUUCAAGUUUCUGAUCAUUUGGAGUGUUUUCUUUUUCAAUUGUAUGCCUGUUUGCUUCUUUCACUAUUCUGUUGUAUUUGAUUUGUUUCAGUGUAAACCAUACAGUUGCUUUUAUCUUUCAAU
Solanum stenotomum is the source of this 2974-nucleotide messenger RNA. RefSeq names its product putative late blight resistance protein homolog R1A-3. The coding region runs from base 33 to 2672 and encodes 879 amino acids. The transcript is spliced from 3 exons. Gene Ontology annotation, biological process: defense response to other organism. Gene Ontology annotation, molecular function: ADP binding. NCBI's taxonomy places the organism in Eukaryota, Viridiplantae, Streptophyta, Magnoliopsida, Solanales, Solanaceae. The record is from RefSeq and is a predicted model, not a curated record.